Messenger RNA from Effrenium voratum, 2355 nucleotides. The record is from the annotation of a GenBank genome assembly. Lineage: Eukaryota; Dinophyceae; Suessiales; Symbiodiniaceae.
AUGAAAAUUGCAGUUGUGGGUUCUUGCUAUGGCGAGCUGGACCGGGUCUACGAUGCGGUCAGGAAGUUGGCAAAGCAGGGCAUCACCCUUGACUUGCUGAUUUGCUGCGGUGACUUCCUCUCAGUGCGGGAUGAGAAAGACCUGGAAACUGUGCAUAUGCCGUCGCAGCACAAGGACUUGAAAGAUUUCCCCAAGUACUACAGCGGCAGAAGCCAGGCGCCAGUGACGACAGUCUUCAUCGGGGGCAAGAAUGAAGCCGCCAACCUGCUACGAGAGCACUACUACGGGGGCUGGGUGGCACCUGGCAUCUACUACCUGGGCGCCGCAGGGGUGCUGCGCUGCGGGCCACUGCGCGUGGCCGGGGUCUCCGGGCACUUUGUGUCCUCCGACUACUUCCGGGGCCGCCACGAGUGCCCGCCCUUCACGGAGGAAUUCAUUCGCAGCGCCUGCCAUGCCCGUGAGUGGGACGCAGCGCGUUUAGAGAAGCUGCAGUCGCCCGUGGACAUCGUGGUGUCCUAUGAUUGGCCUCGAGGCAUUUGGAAGCACGGCUCGUACAAUCAGAUGUGUGAGCAGCAAGAGCUGGGCGAGAACCUCAAGCGUGAAAUGGAAGGCAACACCCUGGGCAGCCCCGCUGCCAUGGAGCUGCUGCGGAAGCUGCGGCCUGCCUUCUGGUUCUCGGGCCACCUGCAGGUGAGAUUCCCUGCAUUGGUCUCUCACGGGGACGGCACCUUCACGCGGUUUCUGGCAAUGGACAGGUGCAAGGGCGGCCGAGAGUUCAUGCAGGUCUUGGACAUUGACCCUGGGACGCCUUCUGCGAUGCGCGCCGUGGCACCGCUGCCCAGAUGGCGACAACCAGCGGCACCGGAGAAGCUCUGCUAUGACCCCGAGUGGCUGGCCCUUCAGAAGGUCAACCAUGAGAACGUCUCCUUCUCUUGGCACCCGGCGAAGGCAAAGCUGCUAGCACCAUCCAAGGAGGAGGUCGAGUGGGUCAAGGCCCGCCUGAAGGCCGGGGAUGGCAGCAGCCCGCGGCAGCCUUUGAAGCGUCACCCCAACCUUUUGCCCACGAAGCUCCGCAAGAGCGGCGGCGUCGGCAGGCAAACCUUCCAAAACUUCUCCACCCUGCAGCUGCGAGAGCUCUUCGAGAUCCGGGGCUUGGAGUUCCCGGGCUACCUGGACAAGGCUUCCAUGAUCAAGCGCCUGGAGGCCUUCGAUGCCCUCCACGGCGAGGAAGAGAAGGAGAUGGAGACCGAGUCCUAUCCAAUCCCUCUGAAUUUCGCUGCCACCGCCGCGAAUCCUGCCUGGCAGCGUGAUCACCUCCUGCAGAUGCUGGAGCUUCCGGAUUUGUGGAAGGAGCAAGAGGAUCAGCGCCGGCAACUGCGUGGCGCAUUGCCCGACGCCUUGAAUCCUUUCAAGGCACCGCCCAUACUGGAGGACCCAGCUGCUGGCAAAGGCCAAGAGCCAGUUCCCGAGCCGCUGGAGUCUGUGGAACAGGGAGCUCAGGAGAGCGAACUCAACGCCUCAACUCCUGGCGAACCUCAAGAGCAGGCUGAAUCGGAAGCUGCUGAGCCAACUGCCGAGCCAACUGAGCCAACUCCUGAGCCACCGAAUGUGCCAGAGCAGCCAGCGGAACUUUCACCAGAACAGGCUGCAGCAACACCUGCUGGAGGUGCAGAUGAGCCUGCGCUCGUAGCAGAGCCCUUGCAGCCUUCGGAGCCCCUGGAGCCUUUGGAGCCCUUAGAGCCCCUGGAGCCCUUGGAGCCUUUGGAGCCCUUAGAGCCCCUGGAGCCCUUGGAGCCUUCGGAGCCCCUGGAGCCCUUAGAGCCCUUGGAGCCUUCGGAGCCCUUGGAGCCCCUAGAGCCGCUGGAGCCCCUGGAGCCCUUGGAGCCCUUAGAGCCGGAGAUGCUUGAGACGGACGCCGAGCCAAAGAUGCUCGCGGAUGAGUCAGAGCUUCUGGAGCUUAUGGAGCCUGAGGCUGAGAACGAGCUCGAUGCCUCAGCAGCUGCGCUGGCUGCAGCAAUGAUGGGCCUGGCUGACUUUGAGGACGGGCCACUGACCUUGGCGGUUGAGCCAGAAGAGGAGAUGGUUGAUGGCGGGGAAGCUCGUGUUGACUACACCGUCAGCGAUCAGAGCCUGACAGAUCUGGUCGAGGCAGUGGAAAGCAACCUGCCGCCCGACCAGGGCGCAGUGGCAGAUUGGACGAUGCCGGGCAUCGGUGCUGAAUGUGGCUCCAGUGAGGAGGCCGGCUUCGCGGCGUUGGCGCGAGCCCUGGCAGAGGCGGAACGAGAGGAAGCAGAGGAAGCUGUAGCCGUGGUGGAUGCUGAUGCGCCCCUGCCCCGCAAGCGCCGACGUUUCUGA